Trichoderma virens Gv29-8 is the source of this 1138-nucleotide messenger RNA. RefSeq lists its product as uncharacterized. Gene Ontology annotation, cellular component: cytosol. The record is from RefSeq and is a predicted model, not a curated record. The coding region runs from base 75 to 941 and encodes 288 amino acids. Gene Ontology annotation, molecular function: mRNA binding. Lineage: Eukaryota; Fungi; Ascomycota; Sordariomycetes; Hypocreales; Hypocreaceae. The transcript is spliced from 3 exons.
CCUCAUAGCAGUAGCAGUAGCAAUACCUUUCUGUCUUUUAUCUCUCACCUGCUGGUUAGGCUCAGAACAUCACCAUGGACGCUGCAGGAGACGGGCGGAACGACGCCUUGGCUGAGGGCCGGCGCAUCUACUUAGGCAAUCUCCACUACGUGCUCAAGUCGCAGGACAUUGAGGAGUUUCUCAUCUCCAAUGGCUUCGACGACAUUGAGAACAUCCACGUCUCUGUCGACCCCGUCAGCGCCCGCAACCCGGGCUACUGCUUUGUGGACUUUGCCGAGCGGGCCACGGCUGAGCGAGCCCUGACUGAUCUCAGGGCAAGUCUGCGUGGCCGUGAGGUCAAGGUCGGUCCAUGCGAGCCUAGGAAGAAGCGCAAUGGAGACGGCCGGUCCACCUUCCAGCGUUCGGGUGACUGGCGAAGCCCGUCUGGUGACGAUGGCCAGCAGUUCCAGGGCGAGCCUAGGGAGCAGAGGCCCCGAGGAGGCUUCACUCGCUCCGACGAGGUGGCCGAUGAGUCUCAGGGAAAGCGACUGUAUGUUGGAGGACUGGCCAAGAACCUGGACCAGGAGCAGAACAACCAGGAGAUGAUGGACAUUUUCACUGGAUUCAACCCCUCAUACAUUGGCAAGCGCAUCACGCCUCAUGAGAGCACUCGCAGCCCAGCUGGAACCUACUACUACUGCUUCGUUGACUUUGAGAGCAAGGAGGAGGCUGAGGCCGCCAUGCAGGCCCUGGAUGGUGCCCAGUACGACGGAGGCGUGCUGAAGGUGUCGCUGGCUAAGAGGACAGACCGACAGUCCAACCGCCCCAAUGUGGCAUCGGAUCGCAACGGCGGCCAAGGACGCGGUGGGUGGCGAUCAUCCAACCCUCGACCCGAGGGCGGAGCGCCACCUCCCGCCAGGGCCAUGGGAUCCAACAACUGGCGAAAGAGGGACACUGAGUAGUCGGUUUUUGAUGGAGUGAAUGAGAGACUAGGACUUGAAAAUUGGAAAGGAGAUUGGCUUCGGACGAGGCCACAGUAAUGCUGAUACAUGAUGUAUGAAUUCUCUUCUUGUUAUGUAUUUGUUUCUUUACUAGUACAGCAAACACAACAAAAGGUGGAAAGAGAGAGCGAGCUGAUUUGUGUCGUCUCAUGUCUCGU